Messenger RNA from Sclerotinia sclerotiorum 1980 UF-70, 180 nucleotides. RefSeq lists its product with no specific name. The transcript is spliced from 3 exons. The coding region runs from base 1 to 180 and encodes 59 amino acids. Lineage: Eukaryota; Fungi; Ascomycota; Leotiomycetes; Helotiales; Sclerotiniaceae. The record is from RefSeq and is a predicted model, not a curated record.
AUGGUCUCUCUUGUGAUAUGGAUGAGACGUCUCUUUCCUUCAAAGAAGGAGCUCCAUUUUGACUCUUAUCACUUUUCGCCUUAUCAGAAACACAAGAAUAAAGCUCUCCAAGAAUUAGACAGUCUACCUGAAAUAAACAAUGACAUCGACACUUUUGAGAAGGCCCUUCUUCGACAAUGA